GGGCUCGGGCCUGGCCCCGGUGCGGGGCCGAGGGUUUCCCGGCGGAAAGCCGCGGGGCGCGGCCCCCUGCGCGGAACGGCUGUCGGGCAUCGUGGCGUGGCGGGCUCCUUUGCCGCCGGUAGCGGCAGCGCCUGGCUCGGCAUUGGUGCGGCGGGUGCCCCCGACACGGUGCUGGGCAGCCGGCGGGGCCUGCCACCGUGCAGCGCUCCGUGCUGCCGCUUGAGAACGAACGGAAUCGUUACUCUGAGGCUUAAGCCUGUUCCAUUGGCGUGUUAGCGAAACGCUGAUUUUCUUGUAAAGUCGCUUUUGUUACAAAUACCCACAAAAGUGGAAGAAUACGACAAGAGAUGAGGUCCAGUAUCAGACUUUGGGAAUCCAGUGUAGAUAGGCCUCCCCCAGGCUUGAAACCAACUAACCAUCCUUAAGCUACUUUGGGUGUAGUUUGGGUUUUUUUUUCUGCCUGUACAAAUGGUGGUACAAACUGCUUUGGGAGCACCGUGCCUUCUUAUAUAGAAGAGCUCCUGGGGAAUUUAGUGUUUAGAUCUGUUUUCAGGCUCCAGGUUCUUCUUUGCAGGCUUACAGCUGUAAGUCUGCAAAACUAAAAGAGAACUUAAAAAGAAAUGUACACGUUCCGUAUACUUUGUAUCCAAGUUUGAUUUGCUCAACUGUUUAACUCAGAAGUGGCAGCUUGAAACAUGGAGGCCAUUAGUUUGAAUUAGUUAGAAACAAACUUUGAACUGUUCUUUGUUCUAAGUUUAAACACAGAUGAGUGACAAAAGCAGCAAAUAGUUAUGUUUUGAAGAAUAAAUCAGAUAUAGGAAUUCCCCGUUGGAUUUGCUGUGUUACUGUGAUUUGGUAAAAUCUGUGUCAUGUCAUAUAUAAAUCACAAAAAGAUGGCUUUUUCCUCUUAACCUAACUGUUGACCAUGCAUUUUGGUUAGAAUGUUGGUGGCUAAUAGAAUGGUUUCCUAGUGCACAUCCAAUAGAAAAUCAGGAAGAGGAGGCUGGAUUCAGGAUCUGAGCUGCCACAUUGCUGCCAUGCCACAGGAACUUCAGUGAUUCUGGACCACUGUUGCUGAAAUGAUAUUACAAAAAGCAGCUAUCACAUUGUGUUUGUUGGAUGAAACCCAAAUAUUUUCUUUCAGUCAAGUGGGUAAAAACCCCUAACUGCAGUUUACAUGUGUAGGUCACUGCGUUACCUUGUUAGUCAUUGUCUCUAUGCAGCAAUGACAAGGCUAGAAGAAGCAAACAGAGAAGCGAAUAUGCAUUCAUCAGUCAGAUACCUUGGCUAUCUUGCCAGAAUCAACUUACUGGUUGCCAUUUGUAUGGGCCUUUAUGUCAGGUGGGAAAAAACUGCAGACGCGCUGAUUUUGGUAAUAUUUAUUCUUGGACUUUUUGUUCUUGGAAUUGCCAGCAUACUGUACUACUAUUUUUCAAUGGAAACAGCAAGUUUGAGUCUCUCCAAUCUUUGGUUUGGUUUUUUGCUUGGCCUUCUCUGUUUUCUCAAUAAUUCUGCCUUCAAAGAUGAUGUGAAAGAAGAAGCUACUAAAUAUCUACUCCUUUCUGCCAUUGUUUUAAGGGUAUUAUGUUCUUUGGUUGAGAGGAUUUGUGGAUGUAUCCAUCAUCGACCGACUCUGCUGACAACAGUUGAAUUUUUGGAGCUAGUUGGAUUUGCAAUUGCCAGCACAACUAUGCUGGUAGAAAAAUCUAUGAGUAUUAUUCUGUUGGCUAUGGCUUUGGCCAUGUUGAUUAUUGACUUACGUAUGAAAUCUUUUUUGGCGAUUCCAAACUUGGCAAUUUUUGGAGCCAUUGCAUCCUUACUCUUUUUUCCAUCACUGCGAAUUCCCACAAACCCGUUUGCCUUGGCCUGUUUCUUCAGCUGCCUGAUUUCGGAUCCCCUCCUCGAUGUCUACUUCAGUGGACUUUCGGUUACAGAACGAUGGAAGCCCUACCUGUACCGUGGUAAAAUUUGCAGAAGGCUUUCUGUCAUCUCAGUUGGAGUCAUCGAACUAAUCUUUUUCAUUCUUGCUGCCUUCAAGCUACGUGAUUUGGAUCUCUGGUACUUCGUGAUACCCGGUUUUUCUAUCUUUGGAAUUUUUUGGAUGAUCUGUCAUGUGAUUUUUUUUAUAACUCUUUGGGGAUUUCACACAAAAUUAAAUGACUGUCAUAAAGUAUACUAUACCCAUUGUGCAGAAAACAACAGCCUUGAUAGAGUUAUGGCAUCGAAAGGAAUGCGUCACUUCUGUUUGAUUUCAAAACAGCUAGUAUUUUUCAGCCUUCUCGCAACUGCUGUUUUGGGAGCAGUUUCUUGGCAACCAACCAAUGGGAUCUUCAUGAGUGCGUUUCUCAUUGUUCUGCCUCUGGAGUCCAUGGCUCAUGGGCUAUUCCACGAGUUGGGAAACUGUCUGGGAGGAACGUGUGUUGGGUAUGCUGUUGUGAUUCCCACCAACUUCUGCAGUCCUGAUGGCCAGCCAACUCUUCUUCCACCUGAUCACGUGCAUGAGUUAAACCUGAGAUCUACAGGCAUGCUUAAUGCCAUCCAAAGAUUUUUUGCGUAUCACAUGAUUGAGACAUAUGGUUGUGACUACUCUACAAGUGGGCUGUCCUUUGAUACCCUUCACUCCAAGAUCAAGUCUUUUCUUGAGCUUCGGACCGCAGAUGGACCCAGACAUGAUACCUAUAUUUUGUAUUACAGUGGUCACUCACAUGGCUCUGGUGAAUGGGCACUGGCAGGAGGUGAUGCUUUACGACUUGACACGCUUUUGGAGUGGUGGAGAGAAAAGAACGGCAAUUUUUGUUCUCGACUCAUCAUUGUUCUAGACUGUGAGAACUCUCAGCCUUGGGUUAAAGAAGUAAGAAAAGUAAACGACCAGUAUGUCGCAGUGCAAGGAGCAGAGAUGGCCAGAGUUGUAGACAUUGAGGAAGCAGACCCUCCACAGCUUGGAGACUUCACCAGGCAAUGGGUUGAGUACAACUGUAACCCUGACAGUAAUAUCAGCUGGUCGGAAAAGGGACGUGCAGUGAAAGCAGUGUAUGGCGUGUCGAAGCGCUGGAGUGACUAUACUCUGCACUUGCCAACGGGAAGUGAUGUUGCCAAACACUGGAUGAUGUAUUUCCCACGUGUUACCUAUCCAUUAGUGCAUUUGGCAAACUGGUUUUGCGGUCUCAAUAUGUUCUGGGUCUGUAAAGCGUGUUUUAGGUGCUUGAAAAGGUUGAAAAUGAGUUGGUUUCUUCCCACAGUGUUGGACACAGGACAGGGUUUCAAACUCGUCAAAUCGUGAUUAGGAACCAAAGAGGAAAUGAAGUGAGGGCUCUGGGAACUUCCUCACUUUAGAGUACUUACAGUUAUUUUAUAUGACUCUUUUCUUUGAAAAAAUCUGCUGCACUCACUUUGUUCAGCUCUUUGAGCAGCUACAGUAUAUGCAACAGUUAGAAACUGCAGUCUUAAACAGAAGAGGGUAGGACUAUAAUAUUUGCGUUUUGUUACUGGACUGUAUGUACAUAUGUAAGAGACUUAAUAAGACCACGCAUUUUGGCAACAGUUUGUAUGUUCAUAUGUGCUACUUAAAGCAGCCUUUGUUCAGAAUUACCAGCGUGAAAGACAACGGCUCAUAUGAAUGUUAGAGCGUGCUUAUUUGUUAUUUAUAUCACUGUAAGAUCCAACUACAGGAAAGGAAGCAAGCUAAUAUUUAAAUCAAUUUAUAUGUCCUUGAAGUUAUUUGGUGGGUUCGAGGAUAUUAUAGCACUGAGCCAAAAAUUAAAAGAGAAGAAUGAAAAAUCAUUGCAGGUAAGUAGUAAGAAUCUUUAGUUUUAUUUUCUUUUAUAUCUUCAGCUCCUGCCAGAUUCUCUACUGCCAUCAGUGGAAAUUUGCCACAGGAAACAAGGAAAUCAGAUAACCUCGUGAUGUUCCAGUGGAAUAAAAAGUGCACCGAGAGGUUUUUCCUCACAGGCCGGGGUGGUGCUGUGUUUUUCAGGCUCAGACUUGUUUGUAUUUUUGAAAAACUACUCUGAAGAAAAUAAAACUGGGGAGGAAGCAAACUCCGAGUAAUUUAACCAAGAAAAUAGUCUAUAGAUAAUAAGUGGAAGUACAAGUGCUGCCUUGCUUCCACAUUUAUCUGUGCCUAAAACCUCAGUCCUGUAAAAUGUUGAGUCCAGGAUCAGACCAAUAAUGAUCUCACCCCAAAACCUAUCAGUCAAAACCAUGAGCAAGCAGUUUGUCAGAAAGAUUAUUCCCUUAAGCCAGCACCGAAUCUUGAAUAUUCCUUAACUCUGUUUUCCCAGCCACAACGUUGUGGUCUUAAUCCUUCCUGUUACAGAAUUGGAUGGGACUCCAGAAAUUCUGCCCCAAUGCCUCUCAGAGGAGCUGUGUAGCUUUUUGGUCUCAUUUGCGUAAGUACGGUAAAUCAGGAGUUAAAUGACUAAGCCACUAAGAUAGUAAAACUGUUGGUGGUGCACACGUGUGUACAAUCCAGAGUAACUGGAGGUCUCUUUUUUUUCCAUCAGUGUUUUAAUAAAAAUUUCAGGUGGUUGCUGGUAUUUAUCUAAAGUAUAGCAAUCAUAUUUUUUAUUUAAAUACGUAUUUUUGGGAGCUCUGUCUUUGUUUUCAAGGGCUUUUCUAAUUCCAUCUGACCUUCUCAGGCAGAGAUUCUGCUAACUGAUACCUAUUAGUAACUCAUGAAAAUAAAAUGUUAUCAAAAUAGGAGAUCUGAAGUAGCCACAGUAAUUUGCACCCACCAACUUCCAGGUGGUGAUUUUGCAGAUUUACAAGUGGAAGCUACUAAGUUUCUUCAUUACUGUGUACUGCACAACUUGUUUAGUGAGAAAACACUCCCUUGCCCCCCAUUUUGCUGCUUCUCCAUUGCCUUUCAUAAAGUGAAAAAUGGAUAAAGGAAUUAGAUGUGAAAUUUGACAUCCUACCAAGGCUCAGUCCCACUGACCCUUCUUUGGGUAAGAACCGUGACUGGAACUCUGUCACGGAUGCCAGAGGGGUGAACAGAGAGUAAUGGCACCAUCUCACUUCAGGUUCCUGAAGUGGGAGCCUGGGGUAGGUGUCAUCUCACUUAAAUUGUCUGAAAGUGAGAUGUGAAUCUGUGCUAGUGAUCUGCACUGCUCAUUAACAAGGAGAAAUAAAUGUUCCUGGAGGAAGACUCAUUUCAUCUAUUUUAGGAUGAAGCAAAUUUUCCACUGGUUGUGCCUAAUAGUUUUGUCUUGUUUUUUACUUUCACAUGCCAAAGGUCAAGCAGGCAAAUCCCUUACUUAUGUUAAAUAACCUUAGAGCACUUCUGUUGUAAGUCAUCCUCGGGAGCCUCGCUGGGUACAUUAGCUCCUCACGCACCUAACUUGGAUACUUACAAUUAGGCUGAACUAGCAUCCGUCAAGUACCAGAAAAGAAGCACUACCUCUUCUGCAGAAGCCUUUCUCAGUCAUACCUUUGAGUACAGAGAAAAGAAGUUUGCAAUAAGGCGAUUACUUGGCUUGUAAACUAUCAUUAUUUCAGUAAAGCUCAUCUGAUUGCUUCACAAACUGUUCCAAGUAGAGCGUUAAUUAAGAUGAAGUUUUUAACGCAGUUCCUUUAAAGCAAUACUGUAAUAGUUGAUAGUUAGCCUGUAAACAUUUGAAAAUCAAGACAUUAGUCCUUUCUAUUUUGGAAGAGUUUUGAACAUCAACACUUCUGCUGAUUACAAAGGAUGCAUCUUAUUUUGUUUGUACCACUGUUACAGUGUUAAGACUGUCAACCUGUAUCUUUCUACAAGAGGGACAGGAAAGCUUGGGAUUUCUGACCUAUCCUGGAUCUCUGAGUAGCCUAAAGUGAAAGAUACAUUCUGUAACAGUGACACGCCUAUUUUUGUACAGAACAAAGAACACUUGGUGCUGAUCUCUUGCCUCAGUUUAUUAAAUGGUUUCCGGGAUAUCUGUCGAACUUAGAUUUUCUGUAGGAUAGACUGGGCGGUUGUUAGCAGUUUGAAUAGUAAAUGAAGAGUCAGCUUUUGGUCUGCUAAAAGAUUAUUCACAAAACUAAUCAUACAUUCUUAGAUUUGUCUCUCUAAGAACUCUAGUUUUCUGAAUUUGUAACAGUUUAAACAUCAAGGUAUUCCUACUUUUGACUUGAAUAUUUUCUUUAACAGCGAGGGCAUGGCAAAAAUGCCAUUUUAAUCUAAAAGAUAUGUUUACAACCAUUUAAAACUGUGAGGCCUUUUAUCGAACAAACGGACUGUAUUUUGUGUUUCAAAAGCCAGGGUGCAGGAUGAUGAGCCUCGGGAACUCAGCAGUGUUAAUUUGCCACUUGUGCAGCACCUAACCCCGAGGUGCCGUACCCCCGAGGCCCACGUUCCCAGGCAAGGAGCAGGCACGGGCAGAGCUCUGUGUGGCUGCCUGCUGCUGAAGCACUUGGCCGCUCUCUGCACCUCAAGAACACGCCAGCAGCUCCACGUGGUGGUAGGAGUCCCCUCUCUGCUGUGCCCUGUGUGAAAUGCAGAGAAAUUUAAACCCAAUUCCAAAGAAUGUUACAUAUGUUGUCAUUUACAUGCAGGUUGUUUUUAUUUGGGAGUAACGUGCUCAAGAAUUUAUUGUGUGAGUUGAGAAAGUUAGCUUGAGGUCUAAGCUGAACUUUGUUGGUUUUUUUUUGAGAUGCUUGUCUGUACUGUAUGUUCAGAAAUUUUGCUAUAAAGGUUGCUAUAAGUUUAUAUCAUGACAGUACUUUUACAUUGACUUUGUUUCAUUUACAUCCUGUACAGGAUCAACCUUGCUGAAACAUAGAAAUGCACUAAGUCCUACAAACAUAAAUCUUUAAGAGAGUUCAAAUUGGAAAUUCACAAUGUUUUUCUCUGAACGAGUGUGGGGGAAAAGCCAUCUUCUUAAUUUUUUGCACUACCAGAGUUAAGUAUUUGCAGCUCAUCGUGCUUCUUAUGCCUUGUGAUUGUUGUUGUCUGGCCUUCAGGUCAGGUUUUUCCUAGAAAUAAUUUCACUGAUUUCAGUAAGUUUUCCCAUUAUUUUGCUAAGACCUAAUUAAUGCUAUGCUGGCUGUAAGCAUCUCUGUCACCAGCAGUGGACGAUGUAACUGGGUUAAAUUUCUUGUUUAUAAAUACUUUUCUGUGGGAGGAUUUUUACUGGACAUACUGAUUUUAGAUCUGUAAAUAGAUUUUUUUUGUGUGUGUAUUUGUGAUAUUACUUAAAUAUAUUUUGCUGGUUUGGAUGCUCAUUUCCAUUUUGUGCUUGUUUUAUCACUUCAAAACUUUCCAAAAUCUGUGCGCCCUCUUGAAUUACAUCUGCGGGCUUUUUGUGUGUGUGUACAGCAUGUUUCUAUGUAUUUUUUUAGUUAGAAGAUACAACAACGAUUUCUAAAAAUACUCUAAGUAUUAUCUGUAGUUUAACAGUUUAACAGAAAGGAUAAAUGUUUGCUUAAAUUAUUAACA
Messenger RNA from Numida meleagris (helmeted guineafowl), 7411 nucleotides. RefSeq names its product transmembrane protein 168 (gene TMEM168). The transcript is spliced from 5 exons. Bases 1178 to 3280 code for a protein of 700 amino acids. The record is from RefSeq and is a predicted model, not a curated record. Lineage: Eukaryota; Metazoa; Chordata; Aves; Galliformes; Numididae.